UGCGGAAGUGCCAGUGGACCAUUUUUUUCUAAUGCGGAAGAGAAACAAAACCUCGCUCGAUGUUUUCCGUCUGAACUUGUCCCAAAAUGAAGGAAUAAACAUCGACAAACAGGAAGAAACGAGGGACGGUUUGUUUGCAGUUUAGACUUAAAGGACCGAACACACUCAGCGGAGCUAAUGGCAGGAGGCAACUUACAGAAAGCUAUCGAUCUGGCCAACAAAGCUGCGCAGGAGGACAAAGCCAAGAACUACGAGGAAGCCCUCAGAUGUUACCAGAAUGCAAUCCAGUACUUCCUCCAUGUUGUCAAGUAUGAGGCUCAGAGUGAACGAGCGAAGGAGAGCAUCAGGGAAAAGUGUAAAGAUUACCUGGACCGAGCCGAGCAGCUGAAGAACCACCUGAAGAAGCUGGAGAAUAAUCCUCCGGCUAAACCAGUCAAAGAGAACCACUCUGAUGACAAAGGGAGUGAAAGUGAUGACGGGGACAACCAAGAGAAAAAGAAGUUUCAAAAUCAACUCUCAGGUGCCAUCGUCAUGGAAAAGCCAAACAUUAAGUGGGAUGAUGUAGCUGGACUGGAAGGAGCCAAAGAAGCCUUGAAGGAAGCCGUCAUACUGCCCAUCAAAUUCCCUCAUCUGUUCACAGGAAAGCGAACUCCUUGGCGGGGCAUCCUUCUCUUUGGCCCUCCAGGAACAGGAAAAUCCUACCUGGCCAAGGCGGUGGCCACAGAGGCCAACAACUCCACCUUCUUCUCCAUCUCCUCCUCCGACCUCGUGUCCAAGUGGUUGGGGGAAAGUGAAAAGUUGGUAAAGAACCUGUUCUAUUUGGCUCGAGAGCACAAACCAUCCAUUAUUUUCAUUGAUGAGAUCGACUCCCUCUGCGGCUCCAGGAGCGAGAACGAGAGCGAGGCCGCGCGCAGAAUCAAGACAGAGUUCCUCGUUCAGAUGCAGGGUGUUGGAAACAAUAACGAGGGAGUCCUGGUUCUGGGAGCCACAAAUAUACCGUGGACAUUGGACUCUGCUAUUAGGAGAAGAUUUGAAAAGCGAAUCUACAUCCCUCUGCCUGAAGAGCAUGCUCGCUCCUUCAUGUUUAAACUGCAUCUGGGAUCCACCCCCAGCAACCUGACAGAAGCAGACUUCAACAGUCUGGGCCAGAAGACGGAAGGGUACUCUGGGGCUGACAUCAGUGUUAUCGUCAGGGACGCCCUCAUGCAACCUGUCAGGAAGGUCCAGUCCGCCACUCACUUCAAAAAGGUCCAGGGCUCAUCAUGGAACAGCCCGGAUGUUGUGGAGCAAGAUCUACUGACUCCGUGCUCGCCGGGAGAUCCCAACGCCAUAGAGAUGACGUGGAUGGACGUCCCUGGAGAAAAGCUUUCGGAGGCAGUUGUGUGCAUGGCGGACAUGCUGAGGUCACUCACUACCAUCAAGCCGACAGUGAACGAGCAGGACCUGGAUAAGCUGAAGAAGUUUACGGAAGAUUUUGGUCAAGAAGGGUAGCACUAUCCACGCUCUGCUCGAGAGGCAGUUCACGAUUAUCUCUGUCAGUUAAGGUUUUGAUUCAUUCAUUCAUCUGUCUGGUCUAUAGUAGGUUUCCUGGAGCUACAUUAUGAAAAAAAAAGUAUAUGUUUCUGUAAGAUAUGACAAAAAUAAUGCUUCAACAGCAAAUGUUUGUUGUUGUUUGUGACAAAUAAGAUGAUUCAAUAAUGAAAUAUAAUCAAUAAAUCAAGUUUCAGCACAUUUUAUUACUCACAUAUCAAUUGUUUACAUCUUCGCAUCUAAGGUUUUGUGUUUCUAUUACUUGUUGAUUUUAUUUUUGAAUUUCAAAAAUUUAAGAGAUAAUCUCUUUAUUUUUUACAGAAAACUUUCUGUCUUUAAAUAUAUAUAUGGAGUCGAUGGCUGUGCAACAGAGACUCUGGGAAAAUGCACAUUUCCAACACUACAUACCUCUCACCAUUGUCUAAGGAGGAUUGUGCUCUACAGAAAUAGUUUCAGGGUUGUUUUUUUGUGAAAAGGAACUUCUCCUAUAACAUUCAGAAAGUUUGCUCUCUUUAAAAUAUGUGGGUUACCCUUCACUGGUUAUUCUAUCUCAGACAUGCAAGUUUAAAGGUUCAGUGUGUAAGAUUGAGGUGAAAGGGAUCUUUUGGCAGAAAUUGAAUAUAAAUAUUGCGUUUCAUCUAAAUUGUACAACAUGUGGUUUUAUUUACCCUACAACGCACACUCUAAUUUACAUCUGGAACGGGUCCUCUCUAUGGAGGCUGCCAUGUAUUUAACAGUAGCCCAGACUGGAGAAACCAAACACCUUUUGAGUUUUUAUGACAACUGAAGGUUACAACACUGUGAUGUUUGGAAGGAGGGGGUGAGGUGAGGGGUAUUCAGCUGCAACAUGCAACAUCACCAAUAGAUGUCACUAGAUUCUACACACUGAACCUUUAGGGGGUGUAAUUAUACACAUCACGCAAAAGCAGCAUCUAUGAAAAAUGUACGUACUCUGUAAAAAAUAAUAAAGGCUGUUUUCUGAAGUUUU
This is a messenger RNA of Pleuronectes platessa (European plaice), 2518 nucleotides long. Its product is annotated as vacuolar protein sorting-associated protein 4B. Gene Ontology annotation, biological process: vacuole organization; endosomal transport. Lineage: Eukaryota; Metazoa; Chordata; Actinopteri; Pleuronectiformes; Pleuronectidae. The transcript is spliced from 11 exons. Gene Ontology annotation, molecular function: ATP hydrolysis activity; ATP binding. The record is from RefSeq and is a predicted model, not a curated record. Bases 178 to 1491 code for a protein of 437 amino acids.